Armigeres subalbatus is the source of this 2710-nucleotide messenger RNA. Its product is annotated as pyridoxal-dependent decarboxylase domain-containing protein 1. The coding region runs from base 144 to 2585 and encodes 813 amino acids. Gene Ontology annotation, biological process: carboxylic acid metabolic process. The transcript is spliced from 8 exons. Gene Ontology annotation, cellular component: intracellular membrane-bounded organelle. Gene Ontology annotation, molecular function: pyridoxal phosphate binding; carbon-carbon lyase activity. The record is from RefSeq and is a predicted model, not a curated record. NCBI's taxonomy places the organism in Eukaryota, Metazoa, Arthropoda, Insecta, Diptera, Culicidae.
GUCAGACCUGUCAGACGAUUGCCACAUAACAAACGGCAAAAUUUUGUGUUCUGCUGCGAGUUUUCGGAAGAAAAAUUUCUCGAUCGUGAAAAGUGCGAUAAUAUUUUCCAUUCGAAAGCACAAAUUUUACUUAAUUUACGGAAAUGGCCGAAACGCCAAGUGAAUCAGGUGCUCCUCAAAGUUUGAACGCAAUGAGGGAAGCUCAGCCAGAUGAAAUUCCUGCCUCGAACGUCCGAUCAAGUUUGGCCGAACUGGAAACUCAAUCUUCGCAGGUGCUGAAUCGCCUUGAGUACGUCAAAGUGGCCCUGGAGCAACAUCAGCAGAAUACGAUGUUUCAGCAAAUGCCGCUAAGUCCCGGAUUUUUACAACCGGACAAAAAACCUUCAGCGGAAGUCCUCACUUCCCUGGAGACGCUCAUAUCCCAGCUUGACAUUGACGAAGAGACGGAUUUUGUGCUUCCUCCGCUUGACGACUCUUCGCAGCUGGCCUCGGUCAGCCACUCUAUUGGUGCUUACCUUUCGGCACUGGACAGGCAACAUCUCAGUCGGAUUGUUUCCAAAGUCGUUACGGACACCAAUCGCUGGCUGAGUCACAUGUUUAGAUACAUCGAUUGUAGCACCAGUUAUUAUCGGGACAGCGCAGAAUGCAUUCUGCACGCCGUCAGGCUGGCCAUAGCGACUCGGUUUCCGGAAUCUAUGGAAAAUCGUCUGACACAACUGCAGGGCGCUACACUUUACAUCUCGGAAGCGAGUUCACUGUUUGCUCUGCAGAACACCUGCCGCUAUGUGGGACUUCCACCGUCGAAUAUCCGGGUUGUGCCUUGCAAUACCUUGUUCGGUGCGCGUGGCACGAUGGAUGCUUCCGAGUUGCAGAAAAUGCUAGCCGCAGAUGUUGAAGCAGGUAAAAUUCCGCUGUUUCUGAUUGCCGAUCUCGGUUCGUCGAUCUGCGGCGAGGUGGACAAUUUGACCGUGAUUCGACAGGUUUGCAGCCUAAACAAUAUGUGGCUGCACUGCCAGGGACACUGUUUGGCAGCGCUGGCCGUGACGAAGGGAACACUGACUGGGAUCAAAGCAAUACCCGAUUCGAUGACGUUGAAUAUUGGAAACUGGCUGGGCAUAACGGGUGUUCCGUGCGUGUUGAUGCACAGACAGGUCCCGGUUACUCUGCUUACGUUGUUUGAUGUGGAUCCUAUUCUUUCCAAUAGGCUAACUGCCAUUGGACUUUGGACAGUAAUGCAAACGAUGGGGGCUGAUUCAAUUAGUGAGCGCAUCUUCAUGGCUUUUGAUUCAUGCCGACAUAUUUACGAAGUUCUAAGUAGAAUUGAAGGGAUUAGAAUUUUGAGCAAAGCACCCAGACAGGAGGCAGGAAAAUCGUUCCGAGCAUUGUUAAGCAAUCCGAUCAACUAUUGUAUCUUAUUCGAGACAGCCGUCCCCGUUGUAGUGUUUCAGUUCGAUGGAAGCAGUGGCGAGCGGGAGGUGAACGUCCUCGAUGCCCCAACGGGUGCUCCUCACAGCGGCACCAAUACCGACGAUCCUCCGAAAAUCGAAGGAGUAACAAAAGUCACCGCCGUUGAUCCCGUCAGCAAAUCGAUUGAGAAAAUAUCCAAUGCCUCAUACUACGACCGGUUGAACGGGUGGCUUGGUCAGAUUUUGCUUCGCGACUGCUCACAACUGAAUUUGGAAAUCAUCAACCAUCCAGUCUACGGAACGUGCAUUCGAUAUUCACCGUUUGCUCCUGGAUAUGGAGAGCUGCUUCCAUUGACCGAAGUGAUCGAAAACGUUGCACAGUUUAUCGAUGCACAGAUUGAGAUUCUGAUGGCAACCGUCAAACACAAGAGUCGAUUCAACAAACUCGUAGAGGAAAGCCCGGUGCUGCGACUGAUCGAACUGAACGAUUGGGCUGGUCUUGGCAGCGUACAUUACGUUCCGGAAGGUUGGGAAACUCUGCUAACUGACCAAGCGAAAACUGAGCUCAAUCGUUUGAACACGGCGCUGGUGGAUAUGCUUAAGGCUCACGAUGGUGCAUUUUCUCUUGGCGAAGGUAGUGAUGGGCUUAUUUGUGUGAGGUUUGGAAUGGUCACGAACGAAACAGAUGUGGAGGAACUGCUCGACCUAGUCAUCCAAACCGGUCUUAAGAUUCAAGAGAACUCCAAAAUUCUCGACACCAUGACGGAGAUUUUGAAGAAGGGCAUCGAAGCCGCUGAAACCGAUCUUCAGCGCGAAGCCGAAGAAAAACUAUGGCAGGAUGGGAUCUUGCGGCAAGUCCCACUGGUUGGCCGAGUCGUAAAUUGGUGGUCUCCACCCGCAAAAGAAAGCGGCGUCAAGGGAAGGAGCCUCAACCUGACUCAAGGGGUCGUUGAAAGCACGGAAAACAUUUACAAGUACCAUAUGCAAAUGUCCGCGAAAGCGAAUCAGUUGAAGGGAAAUAAGAAUCCUCCCACCCCUCUUGUACAAACGCCGAUCAGUGCCGACGGUACGAGUCUACAUUCCAGAAACGCAAGCUCCAGCAGUCAGCAGUCGAGCGUCACUGUUGAUAAGCAAACCUCUCAGCAGCACAACGGACAGCCGGAAGUGGCCCCUGCAUGACAAGGAACAGAAAUGGAAAGAAACGGAAGGCGACGUUCCCAGGUUCUAAUUUGGGUGAGUACUAACACUUGUCCAAUAUAUUACCUUCCCCGUGCUUGAAUGUUUUGCUUUUCUUGUACAAAAAA